This is a messenger RNA of Nasonia vitripennis (jewel wasp), 381 nucleotides long. RefSeq lists its product as uncharacterized. Lineage: Eukaryota; Metazoa; Arthropoda; Insecta; Hymenoptera; Pteromalidae. The transcript has a single exon. The record is from RefSeq and is a predicted model, not a curated record. Bases 1 to 381 code for a protein of 126 amino acids.
AUGGCCAACGUGCGCGGGCCUAGACCAUCUGUUAGGCGGCUUCUGAUGGCGACCACAAACUCCAUCCUGCUUUAUGGAGCGGAGGUGUGGGCCGAAGCUAUGGAAGUAAAGAAAUAUAGGAAGCAAAUAACGGCGGUACAGCGCAGAGGCGCACUGAGAGUUGCUUGCUCCUACCGAACGGUUUCGGGAGAGGUAGUAAUGAUAAUCGCGGGAGUGAUCCCCGUGGAUCUGCUUGCGAUUAAGCGAAAGCGGAUCUACGAGAGACGUAACGAGGCAAAUAAGGUAACCAUUGCCACCGAAGAACGCGAUCGGACGAUGCGAAAGUGGCAGGAGCGAUGGAACGAGUGCCACCAAGCGAAAUGGACCAAAACAAUGAUAUAG